This is a messenger RNA of Vollenhovia emeryi, 3802 nucleotides long. RefSeq lists its product as uncharacterized. NCBI's taxonomy places the organism in Eukaryota, Metazoa, Arthropoda, Insecta, Hymenoptera, Formicidae. Gene Ontology annotation, molecular function: monocarboxylic acid transmembrane transporter activity. The record is from RefSeq and is a predicted model, not a curated record. Bases 406 to 2889 code for a protein of 827 amino acids. Gene Ontology annotation, biological process: transmembrane transport; monocarboxylic acid transport. The transcript is spliced from 7 exons.
GCCGUCGCCGCCGCCGCUGCCGCCGCCGCCGCGCAGUGUACCGGGUGUCCUCAACCGAGGCAGUCAUUCGCACCGAUCGUCGCGGAGGGAAAAGUGUAGCCAAAUUGUCUCUUGCGACAAUUAAGAGACGCUAAACCUUUUGUCCCAACAAGAGUGUCGCGCUGGGCCACUCCAAGUCCUCGGCUAUAACAAUCUGCGCGAGCUCGUUGUUGGACGAGCGACUCGACGGUGCGUGCAUGCCGCGCAAUUCGGCGCGGUCAACUUUCCGCGAAUCGUCCAAGAUCGUCCCAAGGAUCCAUAUGGUAACCGGAGGACAAGGUGGUUAUCUUCCCACCGAGUUUCAAGGGCUGAAGGGCUGGCGGCGGCGUUGGGUUCACUCGGCCAUUACCUACAUUUAGAGAAACUAUGGUCAGCAGGAAGGAUGCCGUCCUGCGAGGAAUUGAAACGGAAUGCGAGAAUCGCGAGAGCGACCGCGGAAGAAAGGGUGGAGAUGAUAUAAAGCACGAUAACAAUAACGACGGAAGCGUACCGAUCGGAAGGGAAGACUCGUACGCGAAGAGGAACCACCGGCAACCGGACAGCAGGGCGCCGUUGGUCGGCUGGCGAAACGGAAGUCCUACCAUCUGUUUGAGCUCCCUUCGCGAAAGCGUCGAUCCUGACGACGUCAGCUCGAAAGCUUUGGGUUCGAUCGAUCCGCAGCCGGCCGAGACCAAGAGUGACACGACGAGGCGAGGCAUCAAGGACUCGAUCGAUUCUUUGAGCGUGUCAUCGGAGCGAGAGCAAUUGGAUUGGUCCGGGGGGGAGGCGAAGCGCGAGAAGCCCAAGGUGCCCGACGGUGGUUGGGGCUGGGUGGUCGUUCUGGCCUCCCUCGUCAUCUCCAUGAUAGCCGACGGUGUCUCGUUCAGCUUCGGCCUGCUCUAUAUCAAGUUCCUCGACGAAUUUGGCGCCUCCAAGUCCAAGACCGCCUGGAUCGGCUCGCUCUUCAUGGCCGUGCCUCUUCUAUCCGGACCGAUCAUGUCCGCUCUUGUCGACCGUUACGGAUGCCGGAACAUGACCAUCGCCGGCGGCCUGAUAUCAGGGCUCGGCUUUAUCCUGAGCGUCUUCAGUAACACCAUCGAGCUAAUGUACCUGACCUUCGGCGUGAUCGCCGGUCUCGGUCUCGGCUUGUGCUACGUCACCGCGGUUGUAAGCAUCGCCUUUUGGUUCGACAAGAAGCGCACCCUGGCCGUGGGUCUCGGGGCGUGCGGCACCGGCAUCGGCACCAUGGUAUACGCUCCCAUGACAACGUACUUAAUCGAGGAAUACGGCUGGCGAGGCGCUUGCUUGCUCCUGGCAGGCACUUUCUUCAACAUGAUCGUCGCCGGUACCGUUAUGAGAGAUCCGGAAUGGUGGAUUCUGGAACAACGCAAACAGGAUCAGGCUCCGCUCAAGAAGUCGCACGGCCGCCCGGACGGAAGUUUACUCGACGAAUUUCCAGGCAUCGAGGAGCUCAGAAAGCUGCUCGUUAGAAGCGAUCACACGCCUGAAUAUGUCUUACAAAAUCUCAAUCUCACGAGCAAAACGGUCGACGGUGCGAAGAGGCAGACAACGAGUGUAGUUAAUCUGCCAACUUUUGUAAAGCGGAGCGAAAAGGUGCCUUUGGAAGUAUUGGAGUUAUUACUGUCCAAUUCUAGACUGUACACUGUCAUUUUGGAGAAUUAUCCCAGCCUCCUCUUGUGCAGAAGCUCAUCCGAUAAGCAGCUGCAAGACUCGACGGGGGAGAUUUGUAAUAAAACCGGCGUCACCAUGUCAAUGAGGCUUAAACGAGCUACGGAAUCGAAAGCAAUCACCGAACAGAGGAAAGACUCCCCCCCUAUUCACGCCCCGACGAAACUCGUUUGCAACAGAAAAAUGUCCAGGAAAGAGAUAGAGGAGACUAACCCCUUGUUAGCGAAGCAAGUCACACAUACUACGGUCGCGCCGACCGAAAAAAGAAUGUCUAAACGCUACUCCGAGCCACGAGCCAAUGUCAUCAGGACAGACUCCAUACCGUGGCUCAGACGACAAUUUAGCACCAAUACCCAUUAUUUCAAGGAUAUUAGGGUACACAGAAAUUCGGUCAUGUAUCGCGGAGCUGCUCUAAAUCUGCACAAAUACAGAUUGAGAGCGAGCAGCUGUCCCGAUAUCUAUAGAAACAGCAUGACCACGUUGGCCAAGGAGAACGAACAGAAAUGGUAUGCCGAACUGGUAGAUUUAUUGAAGAGUAUGUUGGAUUUCUCCAUGUUUUUCGAAUUGCACUUCCUACUCAUGUCACUGUCGACGAUAUUGCUGUUCACCUGGUUCAUCAUACCGUACUUUUACCUGGCGGAGCAUCUGACUAGAAACGGUUACGAGGAGUCUCAUGCCGCUUAUCUUCUCGGUACCAUCGGAAUAACCAAUACCAUCGGAAUGGUUGUUCUAGGUUGGGCUGGCGAUCAACCCUGGAUGAAUGUCAGUAAAACGUAUGCUUGCUGCCUGGUCGCCUGUGGAGUGGCUACCAUAUUGAUGUCCAUAUUCACUCGCCAUUAUGUCUUUCUAUUGAUAACCUCGGCAGCUUUCGGUCUUUUCUUUGCCAGUACUUUCAGUUUCACCCCUGUUAUAUUAGUCGAACUUAUUCCUCUGGAAAGAUUCACUACCGCUUACGGUCUUAGCUUACUGUGUCAAGGAAUUGGGAAUCUUUUGGGACCUCCGUUGGCUGGGUGGUUAUUUGACGUGACAGAUUCUUGGGAUCUUUCCUUCUUUAUGGCCGGUGGUUGGAUCAUUGUCUCUGGAAUCUUGGUGGGUAUUAUACCAUGUACGAGAAACCGUAAGAUUUUCGGUAAAGGGCCGAUCGAGAUGGAACGAACGAAUGGCGAUGAUUGUUCGGCAUAAAAAAGAUAUACACGUCACCUUUACAACUUGUGUGCCACGCACGCGCUGCCGUCAAAUAGAAGAAAUUAAUCAACAUUCUAAAAGAACUUUACUCGAACGAAUAAUCCCACUGUGUUUUAUAGUGAUGCAAUUAUGUAGUUUAUAUAUCUAGAGUCGCACGAUGUACUUGUAACGAACAAUGUUUAAUUUACUGCUUUCCAGCGAGUGUGAUUCACACGUACUUAGUCGUGUAGUAAAUUCUACACGAUAAUAAUUACAACGUUGGUUCAAAAUCGUUGGUGUAUUAAUUCGUACGAAUCCGUCCGUAUACAACGUUUAUAUAACGCACCUCUACAAAUUUUGAUAGAUUUAAUUUAAAUAACUGGAUUGAAUAAAAGUAAAUAAAAUGUACGAGCAAGUAGAGAAUAUUUGCAAACACGCGAGAGAGAGAGCUUACAAAGGUUCGGUCUUGUUAUAAAACAAAAUUUACAAGUCCAAUAAAGGAUAUAUUUUGUAACAACGAGAAAAACAUUCGGGGGCGUGUAUGUAGAAAAAUAUACUCUCGUUCGAUCUAAUCUGAAAUAUUUAAAUACAUUUGGACACAGUCAACAUUUACAUUGUUUUACAAAAAUAAGAGUAACAUCUGUAUAUAACCAAAAUGGCAAGCGAUGCCCUUACCCUAGCCAUGUCGAGUUGUCACGCCCCCUGAAUGACUCUUCUUUCGUCGAAAGAUCAGUAGUUACUUCUUUAUUGUUAAUAUCAUUAAUCCAAAGAUUAAAGUCAAGUAGGUAGUCAAUUAAAUAACAACAUAUUAGUAUUUGUUAGAAAGUGUAAACUAAGACACUGAUGCGUCUAAUUUAUUUGAUUAAAUUGUUUGUUCAAUCAUGUCAUUGCAGUUACGUAACAUAAAAUAUAUGUAUCUGUUUGAACGGUA